Messenger RNA from Didymella exigua CBS 183.55, 1518 nucleotides. RefSeq names its product flavin-containing monooxygenase. NCBI's taxonomy places the organism in Eukaryota, Fungi, Ascomycota, Dothideomycetes, Pleosporales, Didymellaceae. The coding region runs from base 1 to 1518 and encodes 505 amino acids. The transcript is spliced from 2 exons. Gene Ontology annotation, molecular function: NADP binding; N,N-dimethylaniline monooxygenase activity; flavin adenine dinucleotide binding. The record is from RefSeq and is a predicted model, not a curated record.
AUGGGGGAUUUUGAGGGUUCAUCAUCAGAAAUGUUGUCGUUAAGGGCGAAGAGCAUCGCAGUCAUCGGCGCAGGCCCUUCUGGAUUGGUUGCUGCAAAAUAUCUGCGCGCAGAGAAGGCCUUCUCCAAGAUCGUCGUGUUUGAACAGCGUCCGAGAGACGGCGGCAUAUGGAACUACACGGCCGAAGAAAGAGCUGAGGAUCUAUUCACGGUCCCUCAGACGGAUCCAUCCGGAAGAAACCAAGAUGCAGUCUGGAGACAAGCACUGAAAAACGGACAUACCAUUAAUUACACCAAUGGUGCAACCUUCGUCUCCCCGAUGUACGAAAGGCUCGAGACAAAUAUUCCGAGAGGUUUAAUGGGCUUCAAGGAUCUAGAUUGGCCACAAGAUAGUCAGCUUUUCCCAAAGCAUCAAACUGUGCUCAAGUACAUCGAGGAUUAUGGCAGAGAUGUCCAAGAUACGGUGCGCUAUAGCAUUCAGGUAACAAGCGUCACUCCAAACAACGACCACCCCUCCACUUCCUGGUCUGUGACAUCUCGAAAUUUGGCGACAUCUAUCCACACGACAGAGACCUACGAUGCUGUCGUAGUGGCCAAUGGGCAUUUCAUCACACCUUACAUCCCCGACAUACAGAAUAUCGCCGACUGGAACACAGCUCACUUCGGCUUGAUAUCUCACUCAAAGUAUUAUCGCAAGCCAGAGGAGUUCGCUGGAAAGAGAGUAAUCGUAGUCGGCAACUCAGCGUCUGGCGCCGACAUAUCCAACCAAAUCGCCGACUACUGCACUCUGCCACUUCUUUGGUCGAGCAAAUCAAAAAACCUGUUCGCCAGCGCAACACCGACAGAUCCGCGUCGCCGCGAACUUCCACCUAUCAAGCGGUUCAAUCCUGGUACGCGUGGUGUCGAAUUCGAAGACGGCACAGUCGAGAAUGAUAUUGAUGCCAUUGUCUUCGCUACAGGCUACUUCUACAGUCUACCUUUCCUGGAGGACGUCACUCCAAAACUGAUCACAGAUGGCAGCCACGUCAACCACACCUACAAGCACCUCUUCUACGCGCCGAAACCCACACUCUCCUUCAUCGCGCUCCCACAAAGAGUUAUCCCCUUCCCAACCGCGGAAGCGCAAGCCGCUGUUGUUGCACGCGUAUACUCUGGCCGCUUAUCCCUCCCGUCACUUUCUGAAAUGGGGCAGUGGGAAGCGGACCGAGCAGCCGAAACCGGCUCCAGACGAGCCUUUCACCUACUCCCAUUUCCAAAAGACGGGCAGAACAUCAAUGAGCUCUCUCAAUGGGCGCUGAGCGCACCUCGCAAGGAGGGCCUGGAAAAUGAUGGCCAGGGUAUGAUUCCGCCCGUCUGGGGCGAGUGUGAGUUCUGGUGUCGCGAGAACUUUCCUGCCAUACGGCAGGCGUUUGGCAGGUUAGGCGAGAAGAGGUUCACGACGCAGACACUAGAGGAAGUUGGCUUCAGUUAUGAGGAGUUUAGGAGGAAGAAGGCGCAGGAGGAUGGGAGGCUCAUUUAA